Molecule: messenger RNA, 1692 nt
Organism: Meyerozyma guilliermondii ATCC 6260
Lineage: Eukaryota; Fungi; Ascomycota; Pichiomycetes; Serinales; Debaryomycetaceae
Product: protein kinase
Exons: 1
Coding region: 1-1692 (563 amino acids)
Biological process (GO): protein phosphorylation
Molecular function (GO): protein kinase activity; ATP binding
Source: RefSeq, a predicted model, not a curated record
AUGGAUCAUGAUUAUUUCAAGUUGUUGGAAAAACUACCCUACAAGGCAAUGCCAAUUGCGGAUGAUGAGCCAUCUGUGGCAUCUUUGCCUGAUGAUGUGUUUAAUCAAGGUUAUUUCAAGCGAUUUUUCAAGCAAGUUCCACCCUAUACUUUGGGACUGGGAGCUCAUGCCCAGGUUUACAAAGUUAUACAUGUACUCAAUGACAUCGUGCUAGGAACGUAUGCUGUCAAGCGAAUUAGUAUGGGAAACCAACUAAAGUAUUUGGAAGAGGUUUUAAACGAAGUACUCAUCUUGUACGAAUUAUCAGUGAAAGGAGCAUACGAGCAUAAUUUGAUCAGAUAUAACCAUGUGUGGCUAGAAAUGGGUGAUAUGGAUGAUCUGCAGACGUUUUUUCUUCCAUCUGAUGCCCGCACAAAUUUAGGCACUUCCAGUCCAAAGGUUCCCUAUGUCUUUAUCUUGCAACAAUAUUGCGAUGGUGGACAUCUUGAAAAACUCAUGAAACAGCAUUUUCAGCAAGAAUAUGAACUGACGGCAAAACAGCGAGUAGAUAGAGAAAGAGCUCGUCGAAGAAGUAUUCGUGAUGGUAUAAAGGAACCUACCACAAAGAACAAGCUGUGGCUUUCAGAACUCGAGAUUUGGAAAUUCUUCAAAGAUAUUUCGACUGCUGUAAAUUAUCUCCACCACCACAAUAUUCUUCACCGUGAUUUGAAACCAUCAAACUGCUUGCUAGACACAAAAUAUGAUCCAGGAAAUACCACUGUCCCAGUACUACUUUCGCACGAAGAGAUGGAAAGUUAUUGUGAUUCACUUCCCAAGAUCUUGGUGUCUGACUUUGGCGAAGGAAAGUUUAUAAACAAGCAUGAUGUGACCGAAGAUAAGCUUCGUUUUCAAGACGAGGAACGCAGAGGAAAUACCGGAACUUUGGAAUUCACAGCACCCGAGCUAUGGCUAUUCACGAAUUACGACCCAGAAGUUAUUAAAAACAGCCCAGACGUCAGCAAGGCUCCUCCCCGGCACACGUAUGAGAGUGAUAUAUAUUCUUUGGGACUUAUCUUGUGUUGGUUAUGCGUGGGACAGCUUCCUUUUUCACAUCUCAUUGAGCAAGAGACCGAUCCACAAAUUAUUCGUCAAAAGAUUCUCGAUUGGUACUAUUCCUUAACAAGUGAGACAUUUUACCAGUGGUUUCAAGCAAACGCCAAACUUGAACCUUCGGGAUGUUUGAAUGAUUUUGCAGUGCUUGUGUAUGCGAUGAUCAAGGAUAGUGAAAAAGAAGAGACCCCGUCCAGAAUGAUAUCUUCUGAUGUGCUCAAAUAUCUCGAAGCCAUGAAGCGAGAAUGGUUCUUAGCCCCAGAUUCAAGGACAAUCGAGAGUGACGACGAAAUAAGCGACGACGACCAGAUCCACGAUUUGACCAUGAAAGAAGUUGGCAGUAUAUCACAGCGCAAGUCUACGCUCAGAGUACCAUAUUUGGGACCAUUCAGCUACAUCAUAGACAUUUUGCUACUUCAAGCAUUAUGUUUGGUUCGACCUCAUUUUAUCAUCACCACUACUACACUACUAGUGGUAAUAUUUCUAGGCAUGGAAGUCGCUACAACUUUCAAUUUAGCAUUUAAGAAGUUGAUGCAAUGGCUCAGUAUACUCGUUACAACAGCUGUUGCUAUAUAUGUGAGUAGUAGUACGAAUAUAUACUGA